Messenger RNA from Aplysia californica (California sea hare), 3630 nucleotides. Its product is annotated as endoplasmic reticulum metallopeptidase 1. NCBI's taxonomy places the organism in Eukaryota, Metazoa, Mollusca, Gastropoda, Aplysiida, Aplysiidae. The record is from RefSeq and is a predicted model, not a curated record. Gene Ontology annotation, biological process: proteolysis. Gene Ontology annotation, molecular function: metalloexopeptidase activity. The coding region runs from base 165 to 2894 and encodes 909 amino acids. The transcript has 15 exons.
UUCAUCCCUCAUCCCGGUCCGGUCGCUGUUGUCUCUAGUUGGAAGGAAGGAAGGAAGGAAGGCAUGCUCGCCUUACAGAAGUGAGGGUCAAAUAUUCAAGUGUAUUCAACAGAGACAGGCCGCUGGGAUUCUGUGCAGCUACUUUUUCUCUUUUCCAUCUCAAGAUGGAAAGUGAUGCUGCUGAUGUUGAUGUCCGGAGACGAAAUUUUCCAAAUAACGCCGAUCAAAACCCCCUUAGAUCUCGACUUGGAGCUAAUGAAGGUCAAGGGGCAAAUGAUUUUCACGAUGCACAACCCUCCUCCGGCCCCCGUGGACAGAAUCGCAGGUCGAUUGUUGGGAAACCAAGAGCUUCCAAAGCUUAUGUCGCGAUUGGGAUUGUAUAUCUAUGUAUUGGCGUAUUUGUUCACCACCGAAUGAAUUCAUACCCUAUCCCAAAGUGCUGGAAAAAUUCAGAAUCUUUCGAGUUCAGGGAGGAGAAUGCAAGAGCUCAUUUAGAUGAGCUCACUGGCUUAGGACCAAGGGUUUCAGGCAGUGAUGCUAAUAUGAAAGCAGAAGAAUAUAUCCUACAAAUGAUAGCUUCCAUUCAACGUAGCAAAAAGUCCCACUUUAAAAUGACGGUAGAUGUUCAAGUAACAAGCGGUGGGUUAACGCUUGACUUUAACAAUGUAGGAAUAGGUGAAUUUACCAGUGUUUAUCAAGAUCUGCGGAAUGUGAUUGUGAAAGUUUCCCCAGUUUCUGAGGCCAACAACAGUGUGCUCGUAAACUGCCAUUAUGAUUCUGUCAUAGACAGUCCAGGAGCGGGGGAUGACGCGGCAAGCUGUGCCGUGAUGUUGGAGAUGAUGCGCGCCCUGACACAGGGAGAGCUGGUGCUGCUUCACAACAUCGUCUUCCUGUUCAACAGUGCCGAGGAGAAUAUCCUGCAGACGAGUCACGGCUUCAUCACACAACACCCGUGGGCCCCGAGCAUCAAAGCCUUUGUGAACCUGGACUCUGCCGGUGCCGGGGGCUGGGAGAUUGUUUUCCAAACAGGUCCGGAACAUCCAUGGCUGAUCAAGGCGUACAUUGAGUCUGCCCCGUACCCACACGCCUCGGUCAUUGGUCAAGAGAUUUUCCAGACCGGUCUCAUUCCAUCGGACACAGACUUCCGCAUCUUCCGAGACUACGGCAACAUCCCAGGUAUCGACAUCGCUCACAUCAAGAACGGAUAUGUGUACCACACCAGGAACGACCUGCCUCGCUUCAUUCCCCCGGGCUGUAUGCAGAGAGGAGGCGAGAAUGUUCUUUCCCUCCUGAAGACUCUGUCAACGAGCAUGAAGCUUGUGGACCCCGGCGCUGACAAACACGGCUCUAUGGUCUUCUUUGACUUCCUGGGAUUCUUCAUGGUGGCCUACCCCAAGCGCAUUGCCAUGCUGCUCAACUGGACAACGGUCAUCUACGUAUACAUAGCCUUUGUCAAGAGAUUGCUGCGAGACAGGUCCUCUGCUGGAAUGGGCAGCGUUUUGAAGAUGAUGCUGUGGUCAGUGCUGUCCAUUUUGGCCACCUGGGUGGUCAUCGUGCUGGCGACCUUGGCCAUGGCCUUGACAUUGACCUUGUGUCAGCGCAACCUGGCGUACUACACCCACAACCUGAACAUCAUUUGGCUCUUUGUGCUACCCUCUACCUCGGCAGCUAUUGGAUUCCACUUGUUUCUCAAGAAAAAAGUUUUUCCUCAAGUGUCGGCGGCGAGCAUGGUGGUGAUGCUGCAGAAUGGCAACCUGAUGUUGUGGUCGCUGGUGCUGGCCCUGGCCACCCUGGGCGGCCUCAUGAGCUCCUACCUGCCCCUGGUGUUUGUACUCUGGCCCGUCAUCUGUUACACCGUGCUGGACUUACUGGGCUUCAAACCCACGGGUGUGCUGUUUAACCUAGUCGGGGGUCUGGUGCCCAGUGUGCUGAUUGUAUACCUGUCUUACACGCUGCUCAUGUUCCUCAUCCCCAUCAUGGGCCGCGUGGGGAUGGAGGCGUCACCCGACGUGCUGGUCGGACUCCUCUGUGCUCUCCCCGUCAUCGUCUGUCUCCCUUACCAGGUGGGCUUUGUGUACACCCACCAUCACGUAGGCCGCGUCAUCUCCACCACCAUGGCCGUCAUCCUGCUGGGUCUCUGCGCUGUCCUCUUCACCUCCGCGGGCUUCCCAUACUCCUCUAGUCCCCUCGACGCUUCGCCGCAGAGGGCCAUGUUUGUUCACUACGACAGAAAGUUCCACUCGUACGAAGGCGGCGUGGUUCAGACAGACGCCAACGUGUGGUAUAAGCCUUUAGACUUCCACGGCGGCCGCCUGCUGGAGAUCUACUCGCCGUCCAUUUUCUCCAAUGCCAAAAAGGCAAGCUGUGAUGGCGUGUACUGCGGCCGGCCAUACCUCUACCCGUUCCUGCCGCUGGUGAAUCCAAGGAAAACCUACGACUUCCCUGCGUCCUCGCUCAACGUGACGCGAGUGGAGGUGGUCAAGGAGGAGAGGCAGCGGUUGUCCGACGACAAGGUCAGGCUCAACUUCUCUAUGACAGGUCCCAGCCAUGUGACCAUCUUCAUCUCGGAACUUCCCAAGGUCAAGGUGACAGAGUGGACGUUCGGUGAGAAGGUCCCGGUGGAGGUGCAUACAAUCCCGCCCAUCCAUGGCCCCACCUUCUUCAUCUACUAUUCCCAUGCCGGCCCGCCCAACACCACCUGGCACUUUUCGCUAGAUGUGCAGGUCAAGCCUGAGAAAGAUCUGAACAGUCCUCUGAUCACCAUGGGCUUCGCUGGACAUCACCUGCACGGACCCAAUCAGAUAACGGAGGACGUGAAAAGACUGGAGAACUUGCUUCCUCCAUGGAUGAUGGCAGUGAGAUGGUCGGCCACCUACGACCAGUUUGUCUUUUGAUCACCAGCACUGCCUCAGAGUUGCCUGUUUGUUCCAGUAUGUCAGUUGCUGUGGUGAAAUAAGGGUAUGAGAGGUGCCAAAGUUCCAGAUAAAUCUGGAUUCCUGAAAUUGUUUGGAUUUUUUACUUGACUUCAGGAGGAUUGUUGAGAAGUUGCUGCAUGUAAAAAUAGUCUUGAUAUGACAUGUAUAAGACAAAAUGAUCCAUGAAUGUUUGUGAGUCUCCACUUUGUUUCCAUGGGGUUUGAAAAGUUCAGGAUGUAUUUUUUUAGUUAGCAGCUCUGGGGAGGCAACAAAAGAACCUUACAGGUUUCUUUUUCUACUUUUCUGCUGUUGUUAUACAGGGCAUUUUGUUGAGAGAGAUUUUAUUUGGGGGGGGGAGGGGUGUUGGAGGGUCUGAUUUUUUUAAGUUUGUAUGAUGAAUUGGAGUACGGUACCUUAUUCCUUGGUUUAAAAAAUAUGAAUGGUUCUUUCAUUCAGCUAUAUUUAUGGCGGACUGCAUAUAUACAUAUAAAGGUAUAGAUUGAGCCUUCUUCCAGGUCUAGGCUCAUUCACUUGCUAUGUUGCCUGUUCAACGUCUUAUUGCCAACAGAUCUGAGUAUUCUGUGGUACAGUGUGCUUCCAUGUCAUCAUCAUUGUUGUCAUGUCGUGCUCAAGUACGGUAUAUAUGUGUCACAGCACCGUGGAAUCGGGCGCUCGUCAAUUUUUGGGCAUCUGGAGUUAUUGGUAUCAUCUUAAA